Molecule: messenger RNA, 606 nt
Organism: Striga hermonthica
Lineage: Eukaryota; Viridiplantae; Streptophyta; Magnoliopsida; Lamiales; Orobanchaceae
Source: the annotation of a GenBank genome assembly
AUGAUUGAUUACUACUACGACAAACUACUUGGAGCCGAUGCUUGGAUUGAAAAAGAGAAGAUUCGAAAUGCGUUGUAUGAGUUUGAAAAUGCAUACAAGUCUAAGUCUUCAGAUGCUCUUAGUGGUGUCAAUGGGAGCCAAUCGUCAUCGACUUCUCGUAAUGUCGAAGGAAACAAAUCAGUGUUGGGGUCGGAUUGCACACACCUCAUUGUGCCUAUGGACAACAUUGAAGAGUAUUUAAGUGAGCAGUGCGAUGGUCAAAAUGAUAAGUCUGAUUUCGAUAGGUACUUGGCUGAUAAAUUGUUGCCUCGAAACAAUGACUUCGAUAUCUUAACUUGGUGGAAGACAGAGGGCAUUAGGUAUGGCACAUUACGUUUGAUUGCUAGAGAUAUUUAUGCCAUUCCUGUUUCUACGGUUGCUUCAGAGGCUGUUUUUAGCACGAGUGGUAGAAUUGUGAGCAAGCAUCGGAGCAGACUCAUCCCAGACAGUUUGGAGGCAUUGAUGUGUUCCCAAGAUUGGUUGUGGGAAACAAUGGAUGAUGGAGCCUCCACGUCCUCUUUUCCACCACCUAGUGUGUCUAAUGGGUGCGACUGCUUUCACUUGUGA